Messenger RNA from Paramecium pentaurelia, 905 nucleotides. NCBI's taxonomy places the organism in Eukaryota, Ciliophora, Oligohymenophorea, Peniculida, Parameciidae. The record is from the annotation of a GenBank genome assembly.
AUGGUUUUUACACUUAAUCAUAAUAAAAUUGAGAAUACUUCUUAUAUUGAUUCUAGUACAAUAAUCAAAUUUCUUUAGAUAUCACAUGAUAUAAAGUUUUCUGGAACAGUUAUACUCAAAACAAGACAAUUAGAAUCCUUCUUCUCAAGUAAGAUCUUUGAUCAGUUAAAAAAUUUGAUAUUUUUAUAGGCAAAGAAACGCAAAUUAUUUCAUUAAUUAAUUUUACAAAACCAAACAUCCUCAAUGUAGAAUUAUGCAUUUCCUUACCCAACAAUGUAUUGUUAUUAUCCAAUGCAAACUUGUACUCCCUACAUUGUCUAUCCAUAAUAAAUAGUUAUUUAAAGUUAAUUUUAGCCAAUUUAAUAAGAAGUAUCAAAUUAGAAGUGUUUUAAUAUCAUAACUAAACAACAUUUAGAGGAAACAAAACCUCCAGAAGUUUAAGAUAAUUACGAUUACAAUCUGGAUGAGGAAGAUUAAGAUGAAAAUGAUGAAGAUUAUAAAGUUAUGCAUUUAAACGAAAAUCUAGAGAAAAAUAAGUUAGUUAAUCAAUUGAAUGGUUCAACUAAUUUAUAGAAAAACUAUGCCAAGGCAAUCCUUCUAUAUAUUAAAUAACAGAAUCCAAUUAUUAUAAAGGAAUUAGGCUAAAAAAAAGCUAUUAUUUUUUAUAGAGUCAUUAACAAAAUCCAAAAUAAAAUCAGAAAUUUAACACAUAUAAGGAAAUAUACUAGAGAUGAAGAUUUCAUUAGACUUUUUAGAAUAUUAUGGUAAAAUAUUAAUUAAUAGUAUUUAGUAAUAAGUUUUUGAGAAAAGAUUGUGUUAGCUAUAUUUAUAACUCAAAAAUCUAAUAGAAAACCAGUCAUUUGAAAGGAAAACAUAUUAUUAAAAAAAAUCUAAUCAAAAUCUGA